This is a messenger RNA of Caenorhabditis remanei, 1380 nucleotides long. RefSeq lists its product as uncharacterized. The transcript is spliced from 9 exons. The coding region runs from base 1 to 1380 and encodes 459 amino acids. The record is from RefSeq and is a predicted model, not a curated record. Gene Ontology annotation, biological process: exocytosis; exocyst localization. NCBI's taxonomy places the organism in Eukaryota, Metazoa, Nematoda, Chromadorea, Rhabditida, Rhabditidae. Gene Ontology annotation, cellular component: exocyst. Gene Ontology annotation, molecular function: SNARE binding.
AUGGACAUUGACGUGGAAGAAGCUGCUUUAGAACAAGUGGCAGCUUUGCUUCAACGCCCAGAUCAACUGGAAAAAUUACCUGAACUCAAAAAAAGAGCUGACCGAAAGAAACUUGCCGUUGAAGCAAUGCUCCGAACAGGAGUACAAGGUCAGUUAGAGGGAAUACGAACAGCGAUUGCACAUUUACAAACAGCUUCCGAUGAUAUUACUGCCAUUUCGCAUGGUGUGAAAGAUAUUCGUGAACGUCUGAAACCUUUUCCUCAACUAAAAGAAAAACUUCGAGAGCUUCGCGAUGCAAAUGCUCGACAUGGUCAAUAUGCCGCAGCCAUGGAAAAUCUGAAGCAUAUAUUCAAUCUACAAACAACUCUUCAAGAAAUUCGCGAUGCAUUAGAUGAUGAAAAAUCUGGAGGAAAUCUAUUAUUGGCCCAUAAACAUAUUAUGGAUUUAGAAAGAGCACGUGACGAACUACUGGCAGAAGUACAUAAAAUGAGUGGUACAAAUACAGAAAAAGAACAAAAUCUUCUUAUAAACUUUUUCAAAGGAGUCGACACAGUUGUUGCUGAACUUUCAAAAAAUAUGUGGUUUAUUCUCGGGAGAACACUAGAAAUGGUCAAGGGAAAUGAACAAGGAGGUGGUCCACAACAAGUUGUGACAUGUCUACGAAUUGUUGAAAGAGAAGAAAGAAUUGAUAAGUUUUAUAUGGAUGCUCGAAGUAAAAACUCCUCGGCUUUCGUUCCACCUGGGAGACCGCGAAACUGGAAAGAAAAGGCAUUGAGAUCAUUGGAAAAAACUGUUGCCAAUCGGGUUGAUGGGAAUCAACUCGAAGAUCGAUCACUCAAUAAAGCAUGGCUUGCUCGGUAUCUCGAAGUUUGUAGAAAUGUCAUUAUGGAUGAUUUACAAUUGGCAAAAGUUGCGAUUCCUUGUUUUCCCCCAGAUUGGCAAAUUUAUGAUAGAUAUGUUCACAUGUAUCACAGUUCUGUCUGUAGAAGACUACGCGAAAUCGCUUCGGAACGCCUCGAAAAGAGCGAAUUGGUCCAAUUGAUGUCAUGGAUUAAAUUCUACGCAUCUGAAGAUAUGCUCGGCCAUCCAAGAUUGAAAAUUAAUGCUCAAGCCAUUCUUCAAGACAGUCCAGUUCUGACGAGGAGCACUCUCAAUCAAUUAUGUGAUCAAUUUGUUGAGAUGUCUAGAGAAGAUUUGAAACUUUGGCUGAAAAACACUGUAUCUCAUGAGACUCUAGAUUGGUACAAAAACGUCCGACCCAGUGAGGAUAAUCAUGGAUAUUUCUACACAGAUUUGCCGAACACUGUUUUUGGAAUGCUGAAAGACACGAGCAUAGGAGGAGAGAACUCACAGGGCGAUGUUCUUUUGAUUCCCACAUAA